CGGCGGGUCGGGCCCCGACGGGCGGCGGCGGCUGAGGUGGAGGCGGAGGGAGGCGGCGGCGGCGGCGAAGGAGGCGGCGGCGGCGGCGGAGGGGGGAAGAUGGCGGCGCCUGUCCUGCUGAGAGUGUCGGUGCCGCGGUGGGAGCGGGUGGCCCGGUAUGCAGUGUGCGCCGCCGGGAUCCUGCUCUCCAUCUACGCCUACCACGUGGAGCGGGAGAAGGAGCGGGACCCCGAGCACCGGGCCCUCUGCGACCUGGGGCCCUGGGUGAAGUGCUCCGCCGCCCUUGCCUCCAGAUGGGGUCGAGGAUUUGGUCUUUUGGGUUCCAUUUUUGGAAAGGAUGGUGUAUUAAACCAGCCAAACAGUGUCUUUGGACUUAUAUUUUAUAUACUACAGUUAUUACUUGGCAUGACAGCAAGUGCAGUUGCAGCUUUAAUCCUCAUGACAUCCUCCAUCGUGUCUGUGGUCGGGUCUUUGUACCUGGCCUACAUUCUGUACUUUGUGCUGAAGGAGUUUUGCAUCAUCUGCGUCAUCACAUAUGUGCUGAACUUCAUUCUUCUUAUCAUCAACUACAAACGACUAGUUUACUUGAAUGAGGCCUGGAAACGGCAGCUGCAGCCUAAGCAGGACUGACAGCCGGACGAACUCUGAACUGACAGUCGGAAGUCCCCUUUUCCAUUAAGUUUAUUUUGCAGCAAUUUUUUGUUUGUUUGUUUGUUUUUUAAUUCUUUACAACAGACACUUUCCCUAAGAAUCUUAAACUGAUUUUUUAAAAUCCUGUAAAUUAGAAGGGGCCCUAGCUAUUUUCUGUGUCAAUCUUCAUUUUAAAUAUGGAUACAAAAAAAAAAAAAAGGAAAGAAAAAAGGAUAUGCCGAGCCAAUCAAAGACAAGCUUUAACUUUACUUUGAAGAUGUUUCUGAAAUAAUAAAAUGUAGCCCCAGCCCCCUGCCCUUGAUUGUAAAGUGAGCAACCAUUGCUAGUAAUUCUCUAAUGUGUACAAAUUCAAUUUCAGGUAUAACAAAUGUGAUCAUGACAUGAAAAUAUUUUAGAAUAGAUACUGUAUUAAAUAUUGCCAUGUUUACAAUAUGUAAUAUGUUUUUAGCCGACGGAUUUAAACAUGUAGAUUCAACUAGAAUCCAUUUAUGUGAUAUUUGUAAAUAAAGGUAGACAUAUUGGAUCCAUCCCUGCAGAACUUACUGUACAGUUUAGUUGAAGUGUAGCAAUGAAGAAUUGUCAGCCCAACGCUGACUGAAGAAAUAGUGAAAGUAGUAAGUACAGAGCAUCUUGUGAAAAGAACUGACAGCUGCGGGUCCAGUACUGACAGCAAAAAUAACAGGGUAGUUGGUUCCCUUUCAUCUCCUUCCUCGGAAAGGAAGAAACUAAAUUUGGACAUUCAAGUCAAGCUUGCGUCUAGUCAUAAAACUGGAUCAAUUAUAACCUUACAAAAUGUGUCACGUGACCAGACCUUCACGUCCAAGGCCUUCAGGACACCAAAGAUGGGGAAAUGGCUUAGAUUUCUUUGGAGAAAAGCUGGAAACGUUAAUAUGGCAUUUUUAGGUAGUCUCUUACAGUAGCUGAAUUUUCAUGCAGAUAUUCUUCCUUAAUAUGGGUGCCAGUCGACCAAACAGUAUUAGGACCUUGAAAUAACCAGUGUAAGCCCAGUUGCUCCAGAGUAGGAGUGCUCUUGGGUAGCGCCGUAGUAUCUCCUGUUUCAUUCUGCACUAAUUGGAUGUCUAGUUUAAUCGUUGUAGAGUAUUAGCUUUGUAAAUCUUAGGGCUGACACGCUGCUCAACCUGCUCCACCGGGAGUAGUGCAGGUAGAAAUACCCGAAGGUGAAGUACCCUAAUGGCGUCGCUGCUCUUUCUAGAAACUACGCAAAUGCCCAGGUUUUAAAGGUGAUGUGAAUAAACCCAAAUGAAAUUGCAACA
Molecule: messenger RNA, 1925 nt
Organism: Zalophus californianus (California sea lion)
Lineage: Eukaryota; Metazoa; Chordata; Mammalia; Carnivora; Otariidae
Gene: VKORC1L1
Product: vitamin K epoxide reductase complex subunit 1 like 1
Exons: 3
Coding region: 100-630 (176 amino acids)
Biological process (GO): vitamin K metabolic process; peptidyl-glutamic acid carboxylation
Molecular function (GO): vitamin-K-epoxide reductase (warfarin-sensitive) activity
Source: RefSeq, a predicted model, not a curated record